Messenger RNA from Dermacentor andersoni, 1069 nucleotides. RefSeq names its product A disintegrin and metalloproteinase with thrombospondin motifs like. Gene Ontology annotation, molecular function: metalloendopeptidase activity. The record is from RefSeq and is a predicted model, not a curated record. Lineage: Eukaryota; Metazoa; Arthropoda; Arachnida; Ixodida; Ixodidae. Gene Ontology annotation, biological process: membrane protein ectodomain proteolysis.
UCCACAGGCGCAAACUCUCGCAACAAUCUACCCGGAAGUGUACAUAGUCGUUGACAAAAAUUACGCAAGGAAUGUCUCCAAUGAAGAGCUCGUGCGUUAUCUCACAGUUUUCAUGACUGGGCUCAACAUGAAGCUUCAAGAUUUGACGCAACCCAGCGUUCAGCUGCGCUUAGUAGGGAUUCUCGUACACGAAGUCCUGGAGCGCAGCUAUGUCCGGGCCUUUGGAAACUUUGUUAUGGCACUCCAGACACUUACAAAAUUUUUUAUGGAAAUCGCAGGGCUCGCCAUUGGCUAUCCUGAUAUAUUCUUGCUACUCACCUCGGAGGACUUGAUUGGUGACAUAAACGGCGUAUGGGACAAAAGGGUAUCAGGUGUUUCGCCCAUUGGAGGAAUGUGCACUUACGGACAAAAUGCUCUCAUUGUUGAAGAUACUUAUGGCUCAUUUAUUGGACUAGAGGUCGGUGUGCACGAAUUCGGACACAUGUUAGGAGCACCCCAUGACCAGUAUCCUCCUCAGUACGACGGAAUUUGUGGAUGGAACCUGGGGUACAUCAUGAGCUAUAUCGACGUAGGCGAAACGAAGAACAAGUUUUCACCUUGCAGCAAGGGGUACAUAACACAGUCAUUGAGCAUGAAACAGCAGCAGUGUACAGCAAUGAGCUUUAUACUCGACUACCUGAGGUUCCAACCCGGAGUACUGCCCGGAUCAUUGUUUGAUGGCCAAGUGUUCUGCAAAGCGCUGCACCCGGAAGAACCGUAUAUCUACUUUCCCACCCAAUCGCAAACGACACUGCUACAGUGCCGGCUGACAUGCAAUAUUCCAGCUGGCGUCAAUGGAGGCUACACGUACUACACACACCGUGCACCGGAAGGAACUCCUUGCUACACUGGCGCAGUUUGCGUGCGUGGCAAGUGCGUGCAACCUUACGGACGAUAACCGCUGCACCUAAUCAACCGUAUUUAUUAGGCACUGAACAAAUCUUUUCUUCCGCACUGUACUGAACAGAGUUCUCCGAAACCCAAUAAGUUGAACCUUUUGCACUGGACUUAUUAGAAGGAACACAUCAGA